Molecule: messenger RNA, 3497 nt
Organism: Dromiciops gliroides (monito del monte)
Lineage: Eukaryota; Metazoa; Chordata; Mammalia; Microbiotheria; Microbiotheriidae
Gene: ADAM8
Product: ADAM metallopeptidase domain 8
Exons: 24
Coding region: 25-2550 (841 amino acids)
Biological process (GO): inflammatory response; positive regulation of cellular extravasation; regulation of cell-cell adhesion
Molecular function (GO): metalloendopeptidase activity; cell adhesion molecule binding
Source: RefSeq, a predicted model, not a curated record
GCCCCGUCCGUCUGGGCCGCGACCAUGUGCGGGCCCCGCCGCCACAACUGCCUUUUUGGCCUCGUCCUGGUCCUUGUCGUGAGCCCGUCGGACUCCCUGGGGCUCCCUGGACUCUCUGCCCAUCUGCCUCUAGUUGACCCCUUGCCCCAUGCGGAGCAGUAUGAAAUUGUAUAUCCAUUGAGGGUGCCCAUCCCCAGGGCCCGGAGAGACCUUUCCUCAGCUCCGACACUGUAUCCAGAAAACCUCCACUAUGUCCUGGGUAUGGAAGGAAGCAACUUCACCCUGCACCUGCGCAGGAACAGGGACUUGAUGGGAGCCAGCUACACAGAGACCUAUACCUUGGCCAAUGGCACCGAGGUGACCGAGAAGCCUGAUGACGCGGAGGCCCAGGACCACUGCUUCUACCAAGGCCACGUUGAGGGACACCAGGACUCGGCAGCAAGUAUCAGCGCCUGCCAAGGGAUCAGGGGAUUCUUCCGGAUGGGCUCGGCUGUCCAUCUCAUCGAGCCCCUGGAGGCCCAUGGGCACGAGGGCAGACACGCCAUCUACAGAGCAGAGCAUCUCAUUCAGAAGCUAGUGACGUGUGGGGUCAGCAACACCACCCUGGAGGAAGACCUGGAGCCCAGGAUGGCAGCCGCCCAAAAACCUCGACACUGGAAAUCGGGGGCUGUCUCAAAGAACACGCGCUACGUGGAGCUCUUUGUGGUUGUGGAUCAUGCUGAGUACCUGAUGUUUAAGAGCCGCGAGGACAUUCGGAGUCGCGUGAAAGAGAUCGUGAAUCAUGUGGACAAGCUCUAUCAGGAGCUCAAUUUCCGCGUGGUCCUCAUUGGCCUUGAGAUAUGGGAUCGUGGGGACAAGGCCCAGAUCAGCAGCAACCCCGAAUCCACACUGGACAACUUCCUCAGGUGGCGCAGCCGGGAGCUCGUCCCCCGAAAGAAGCACGACAACGCCCAGCUGAUCACGGGUGUGGAUUUUGAAAAAACAACGGUAGGGCUGGCCCGAGUGGCCUCCAUGUGUUCUGAGAGCUCCGGGGCUGUGAACCAGGACCACCAUGUCAAUCCCAUUGGGGUGGCGUCAACCAUCGCUCACGAGAUGGGUCACAACCUCGGCAUGGACCAUGAUGAGAACAUCCCCGGCUGCUACUGUCAUGAGCACAAGCAGAAGGGGGGGUGCAUCAUGGCAGCCAGCCUCAGCUCUGUCUUCCCCAAAGUAUUCAGCACCUGCAGCAAGAGCAACCUGGAGAACUUUGUGGGAAGCAAUGUCUUCCAAGCGAGCUGCCUAACCAACCUUCCAAAUCUGGAGGAGAUCUAUGGAGGGCCCAGAUGUGGAAACCGAUUUGUGGAGCGAGGGGAGGAGUGUGACUGUGGCCUCCCAGAGGAGUGCACAAACCGCUGCUGUAACGCCACGACAUGCAGGCUGGUCACGGGAGCCAUGUGUGCUCAUGGAGAAUGUUGUCAUGAGUGUCAGGUGGUGCCCGCCGGGCAGAUCUGCCGUGAGGUGCAGGACACGUGUGACCUGCCUGAAUAUUGUGAUGGCCGGCGGGGAGAGUGUCCCGAGAAUGUCUUCCAAGAAAAUGGCACUCCCUGUGAGGAUGGCUACUGUUACAAUGGAGUCUGCCCAACCUACCAGAGGCAGUGCCAGGCCCUCUGGGGCGAGGGUGCUUCCGUGGCCUCUGACAAGUGCUUCCAGCUCAAUGUACAGGCCCCCUGCUCAGCCUCCACACCAUCUCGAUGGAGCUCCAACAAGUGUGGGGUCCUGCACUGUUCUGGGGGAACCGUCACCCACAGGGCCUACUGCAUGAUCAGCCUGGGGGCUGCACAAUGUAUCAUGGCGACCAAGGGGAAAGAUGGGGAGCCUUUUGAGACAGUGGCCACCGGGACCAAGUGCGGCAAGGGGAUGGUUUGCUACAACGGGCGUUGUCAGGACCUCAGCGUCUAUGGGGCCAAGAACUGCUCUAGUCAGUGCAAUGGUCACGGGGUUUGCAACCACAAGAGGGAAUGCCACUGUGAGCCAGGCUGGGCUCCGCCAUCCUGCCAGCAGGAAGUGUCUUGUGUGACCUCAGGGGCCCGAGGGAUGCUGGCAGCCGUGCUGGUGACGCUGGCUGUGCUCGCCCUGCUGAUCAUUGGAGCCUUUGUCCUCUACAAGCGUCGAAUGCUGCCCCGCUUCCAGAAGAGGAAAAUUGGGACAGAAGCCCCUUCUGGCCUCUCAAACCCCAUGUUCCAAGAAGGUGGCGGCUGUAGGGCCCCUGCACCGGCAUCUGCUGCCCCUGCUGUCCAGCACCCUAAACCCCGCUCUGCCCCACCUACACCUCCUGCAGCAGGCGGACCCCAGACAGCCUUCAGAGUGCCUGUGUACACCAGGCAGGCCCCUCCUCAGGAGACCAAGCCCCCACCGCCCAGCAAGCCCCUGCCCGAGCUGAAGCCUAAGGUGGUCAAGCCAACUUCUGGUCCUCCACCACCACCACCUGUGAAGCCUCCAGCUAUGACUGCCCUGAAGCCCCAGGGAGCAGGUCCCAAGGUGGCUCUGAUGCCACCAGUCCAGCGCAGGUGACCGGAAACGUGGGCCCUGAGGCUGGAGACUUGGGGUGAAGGAAUCAGCUCCUUGCUUUGACGGUGCCCCAUCCUGGCAGGCUGGGACCAUGCCGGAUGGGGCACUCAGUUGUUUGCAACGCAGGGGGAGGGAGGAUGUGGGAUGACCUCAGCGGCUGUCUUACCCCCCAGCCCCCCAACCCUCGAAUAUCCCCCAGGCCUGGGGCUGGCCUGUCUGAGAGCCAAGGCCGGCAGGUCCCCCGGCAUCUUUGGGGCUCACUGCAUGACUGGGUAAUGCUGCCCAGUGCCUGCUCGGGGACAGUGGGUCCCUGCAGCCUCGGUGGGCAGUCCAGACCACGGCAUGCUGCCUGAUCCACGACCCGCACGCUUCCUCCCCAUCCAAAGGCCCUUGCUCUUUCUGUGUGGGAUGGACAUAGCUCAGGGACGGUGGCUUCGCUCUGCUCAUUUCAAGCUGUCCCCAAAAGGCUGCAGCAGUUUUCCAUCCUCCCUGUCUGUGGGGCAUCCAGGGACAAUUCAAUGUCUCCUCAAGGCCCCUGUGAACAAUGCUCCAGCUGGCCCCUCCCCAGGCCUGGCUGUCAUGGGAUCACACCCACUUUAGUUUGAAUCUAGUUUGGUGAGCCGCAUGAUCCAAGGCAGCAGCUUCUCUGGGCCCCCCAACAUGCUCCGGCACAAGGGCUAGGGACCUCUGGGCCCCCCAACAUGCUCAUCUCAGGUUUGGGGACAACUGCGGAUGCUGCUCCAGUAAGAUAAUUAGUCUUCACUGCUGAAAAUGCUGCAUUUAAUCAUGAAAUGAUUGGAUGAGAGACUCGGGGAUAAAGUGGCAACGCUGUGAAGAUUUUUAGAACAGUAAAGCCCCACCCUAAUCUUUACCUGACGGUUGUUCUAGGCGCUGUGGAGGCUGGAGCUUGGCAUUUGGAGACGAUUUACAUGUUGUGUAAAAAAUAAAAU